AGGAGCUGACGACCGAAUUGGUGGAGCAGCUCUUGUGUUCCUUCGUCUUCUUGACCUCACGGCACACCUGGAAUGAGGACACCUUGGGAAUGCCCGAGCCGGAGCUCUUUGAAGUGAUUUUCGAGAAACGCCUCGAGCUCAUCGCCUGGCUGGAACAGGCGCCCUAUGCGGACGCCUGCCGCGUGCUGGACGCGGUGCUGCGCACUGCCACGGGCAUCGAACAGGGGCCUCCCGCCUGGGCGAUCUGGCCUGAAACCUCCAACCGAGGACGUUAUGUGGCCAUGACCCAGACGCUGAGCAGCGUGGACGGACGACUACCGAUGGCCGGCACCUUCGGCGAUACCAUGCCCGCGGCCGAGGUGAACCUGCAGAGUUUGGUCUUCCGAGUGGAAGGACAACAGAUGCAAGCCUUGGACGAGCGUGCGGCACAGGACCCGGAUGUCUUGCAUGUCUUCGGAGCAUCCGCCAAGACCUUGCAAUGCGUCUCCUUGGGCGAUUUUGAGCAUCGUCAAGAUCGCAAGGUCGUUGGCACGGACUACGUCAUUAGCAUGUGGGAUGGAGAACAAGGCGGACUCCCUGAGAUUGGGCUCUGCGAUCGGAUCUAUGACCCGGAUGAUUUAGCUGCAGAAGAGCAGUGGAUCGCUGACUUCUUCGAGCCGAUCCGAAAGAAGUAUUACACCAAGCUGGGAAUGCCACCCGCAGAUGUUCAGUUCUACUUGCCUGAGCAGACGGUGCCGGAAGAUGCACACAUGGUACUACUGGCCGGAGGGCAUCCCAAGAAGUCCUCCACCAUUUGGCCACCUGUCUCACUUGCGGCGCCG
This is a messenger RNA of Durusdinium trenchii, 821 nucleotides long. Lineage: Eukaryota; Dinophyceae; Suessiales; Symbiodiniaceae. The record is from the annotation of a GenBank genome assembly.